Messenger RNA from Melitaea cinxia (Glanville fritillary), 3784 nucleotides. RefSeq lists its product as uncharacterized. The record is from RefSeq and is a predicted model, not a curated record. The coding region runs from base 210 to 3458 and encodes 1082 amino acids. The transcript has 4 exons. Gene Ontology annotation, molecular function: zinc ion binding. NCBI's taxonomy places the organism in Eukaryota, Metazoa, Arthropoda, Insecta, Lepidoptera, Nymphalidae. Gene Ontology annotation, cellular component: nucleus.
UCUUUGUUUUAAGAUCAAGCAUUUUGUCUUUUUGUAUAUUAUUAUUAAUGUUGUCAAAGUUAACAUUACUCGAGACUGAUGGUAUAUUUUGUUAUAUUUUCCAAACUAUUGACGUAUUUCUGUUUGAGGUGUGAAUAAAAUUACCAGAAAAGGUACAAACUUAAAUAUUUUGGUUUUGAUUUUAGGAGGUAAAAUUGUUCCUUGUUGCAAUGGAUAUGGUUGAAGUUGAUCCUAAGUUAUUUAUCACUUGCCGACUUUGCCUUGAUGAAAUGGGGCAGUACCAGAUAGUACCUCGAGUGCAGAUGCAGAUUAAAUACUGUUUUGAUAUUGAAGUUGAGCCCUUUGAUGGUCUACCACAGCUUAUUUGUAAAAAAUGUCAAUCUAUUUUGAGUGAAUAUGCUGGACAAAAACAAAUAUUUGAAGAAAAACAAAAAAGUCUUUUAUCAAAAUUUAAAAAAGUAAGUAACGAAAAUAGUACUUUGUCAAAUAAUCAUCAGCACCAGCAAGACACAGUCAGUUCCACACAGCAAGCAGAUAGUGUUUGUAAUAGCUUGCCAAAUGUAGAGUCAAACCCUAAAAUAUUGUUAUCUAACAGUCGAACGUCCUCUGCAGAUCGGGAGUCGUGUAAAGAAAAUACCAAUGUGAUUAUUAUUAAAAAAAAUGUUAUGAAGAGACCAAGAUCACUCUGGAAGAAAGAUUAUAUAAAACAUUUUGUAUGCAGGUUUUGCAGUAAAUCUUACAAGGAAAAAAGGAGUAUAAGUAAUCAUUUGAAGCAAUGUAAUUUGAAGGUAAGAUACUCAAAUGUUGUACGGAAUUGCUUUGUUGAAUUAGAUAGAAUGGGCUCAAGACCCAACUUGACCUCUUCAAACGGAAAUGUUGUUUGCAGAAAAGACAAAAUAAUUCAUUGUAGAAAUAUUAAUUAUUAUGUUCUGUAUACAUUGAAGUCAUUUGAGAAAUGUGUCUCUUCAUCUGAUGAAGAUUUUACGACAACCAGAAAACACAAGAGACGUCGCUUAAUUUCGAGAGGUUCGAAUGAAACGCUGGUCAUUGAAGGAAAUAUUUCUAAGAAUUCUCAACGUUCUGAUAAUGAAAGAGAGAAAACUAAUUUCAAUCAAACUAAAGUAACAGAUGUAAGUGACAUUGAAUGUGUUGAUAUUGAUGAUUCUGACAGUGUAUCAAGUGAUUUGAAAGUCUCAUCAAAUAAUAAAGAAUUGAUCGAGGACAAAUUACCUCCAAAACUAUCUCCUGAAAGUGAAAAAGUCAUGCAAGAUGUAAUAUCAAUGUGUUACAAUAAAUUUUUGAAGAGAUUAGACACAAGUGGUAUAAGUACAAACAAUUCAGGAAAUGUAGAUUCUUGUGUAGAACGAAAAAUUUUAAGUAUGGGAAUAGGAGUCGUAACUGGGAGUGGUCUCAUUUCAACAGGACUAAUAAGAUACAUGGAAUACAAGGAUCUCGUUGUAAAUUGGAUACAAAAAAAACAAACAAAUGUUGGAAUAAAAACUUUAAGAAGUUUUAAAAAUAAUGAUUGCCCUAAAUGGAAAAGCUUAAAAGAUUUAGACAACUCUUACAUGCCAAAUGAUUUUAUUGAAUGUUUUGAGAAAAUCACUAAAGUAAGUCAAUUUAAGUCAUUUAAACCUAAAAAGAUUAUAAAUUCAAUGACACAGAGUGUGACUACAGACAUUAUUAGUGAAGUGCAAAACACUGCUACUGCUGAAAUAGACAAUGUUGAAAAUUCAAACGCAGUGCUACAUUUUAAGACAUCAGAAAAAGAAAAGCAAACAAUGCUUCAAAACCUGUUAAAUAAAAAUCCCGUGCCAAUCCCAAAACAACUUCCAAAGGAGUCUUCUACUUCGGAAUUGUUGCUUUUGCUUAUAAAUGAGGACAUGUUGCCGAAUAGUGAACUGUCUAGUUGUGAUAAAAAUGUAUAUGGUAACAGUGAUAACUUAACUAUGCCAGUUAUAACUUCAACAAUAUCAUUAGCUAAGAAUGGUGACAUAACCGGCAAUGACAAACACAUUACUCAAACUGUUAAUAAUCAUGAGUCAGUUGAUCCUAAAUCGCAAUCAUCAGUACCUAGAAUAAAGGUUAAGUCUGUGUCUGAAUUGAUGUCGGAAGAAACCUUAAAUAGACAAAAAGGUUCUGUCCUGACUGAACAGACGAACAAUUGGAAUAGUAAUUUCUAUAACGGAGGCCAAAAUGUUUUUGAUCAAAAUGAGAAAACACCUGUAGCGCUUAGUUCAAAUAAUGUGGCUAGUUGUAGUGAUGCAAACUCUCCCCAGCAACCUAAUAAUAUAAAUCUAUCAGAAUAUUUUAUAAAUGCAAAUAGUUCCAAUGUACUUGUUACACCUUGUUCAAAUACAAGUAGUUAUAUUGUAAAUCCGCAGCAUCGUAAUCAGACUUAUGCAUCAAAUCGUUCACAAUCUGAUAUUAAUACUAACCCUUCAAAUCUACUAAAUCCACCAAGUUCAAUUGUUAGUAAUAGUGUUAUUGGUGUUGAUGGUCCUGAGCAUCCAAAAACAAGUUAUUCACAAUGUGCUAAGAACGCAAAAAGUUCCAAUAUAAUACGAAAUGUACCAAGUUCAAGCAAAAGUAAUUAUAUUUUUAAGUCUUUGCAGCCUAACACAAAUUAUUCACAAUUUGCUAUGAAUGCAGAAAGGCCAAAUAUAUACCUUGCACCAAGUUCAAAUGCAAGUAGUAGUACUGUAUACAGUCAGCAACCUAAUACAAAUAACUCGCAAUACUCUAUGAUUGCAACGAGUUCUGAUAUACGCAUUACACCAAGUAUAAACAUAAACAGUAGUAUUUCAAACCCUCAGCACCCUAACACAAGUUAUUCACAAUACACUGUGAAUGCUACAACUUCUAUGUGCGCUAUGCCAAGUUGCAGCAAUGUAACGUCUUGGUCAUCCCAUAAAAUUAGUGUUUCACAAUACAAUAAUGGUAAUAAAUACCCGAAAAACCCUCACAUAGCUGGUACAACAAGUUCAAAAUCAUCAUCAGAAGAACAGCAUAUAGAAAAAUCAAGUAAUCAGCAGUACGUUUUAAUGAAUACAAUAGAACUACCAUAUAAAAAAACCACUUCACCAUUUCGAUAUUUUCAAGAAUUGUUACAAAUUCAUAACAUUAAAUUAUUAGAUAGCAUUGAUGUUGCGACAAAUGAUAUGUCGAGUCUUAUAAAAUUUAAAUUAGUGUUUCAUCAAGAAUUCACUGCCAUGGUAACAUUAUGUUUAUCAUUGUUUUACUGUAGAAAUACUUUCUGUAUUACAGUGAAAGACGUUGAUUCGAAAGUUUUAGAUAUUGCUAAAUUAUCCGCAUAUUGGCAGUGGGAAAUACUUAAAGAAUUUAAAGGCGAUGUAGUUCCUAAACUUUAUGAGAACGCGAGCAAAAUGAGUCCUGAGGUGUUAAAUAAAACUACUUAUUUUGUUACUUUGCUCAAAAAUAUUGAGUUUAGUAAAUAGUUAUACACAUAGUUUGCUUUGAAUAUUUGUUUAUUUUUGCUACAAAUGCCGUAAAACAUUAAUUAAUUUGCUAUAAAUAUUUCAGUAGUUCUAGAAUAAAAAUGUACUUAGGUAUAACCCAAAAAUCUCUAACCUGUCAUUAUUAUUUAAAAUUACGUACCUAUCCAAAUGUAACAUUUUUAUUUUAAUGCUUUAAACGUCAUGUCAUAAUUCGCGUGGAGUGCCUCUAGCGCCAGCAAUCUUUAAGUACAAUUUUGCAUAAUGUACCUAUAGGUAUCGAUAAACAAAGUAAUGAAAUAAAUAAAACUUACAAAGUUUUAAUCAAA